AUGAGGAUUUCCCUAAACUUUUUGGUUCGCGCCGAGAUAGAAGAGACCACCAAAGGGUUUGAAAAGGUGAGGAGCGGUGGUCCUCCAUCGGAGCAGCUGCGCCACGUCCAGAUGUGGACUGUGAACGAAGCCACGUGCAGGUAUCGCUAUGCCGCUAUUGAUAGCAUCAUCACCGAUAGCAUGCUGUGCGCCGGCUGGCUCGACGUCGGCGGUCGCGACCAGUGCUUUGGUGAUUCCGGUGGUCCUCUCUACCACAAUGGUGUCGUCGUUGGGGUGUGCUCCUGGGGAGAGCAAUGCGCUUUGCCUCGCUUCCCUGGUGUCAACGUUCGUGUCUCACGCUUCGCUAACUGGAUCAGGAGCAAUGCCUAA
This is a messenger RNA of Manduca sexta (tobacco hornworm), 369 nucleotides long. Its product is annotated as trypsin, alkaline A-like. The record is from RefSeq and is a predicted model, not a curated record. Gene Ontology annotation, molecular function: serine-type endopeptidase activity. NCBI's taxonomy places the organism in Eukaryota, Metazoa, Arthropoda, Insecta, Lepidoptera, Sphingidae. Gene Ontology annotation, biological process: proteolysis. The transcript has 2 exons. Bases 1 to 369 code for a protein of 122 amino acids.